AUGGACAUCUCGUCUACCGGCGAUGGAACGUGAGUCGCGGGGGGAGCUGACGAUACGGUGGGAAUCACCCAUUCACAUGUGUGUGUGUGUGUGUGUGUGUGUGUCCUUGCAGGAACGGCUGGCCGGGCCGUCUGGUGGCCGAGGAUCCGGAUGAGGAGCCCGACGGUCGUCCACCCGACCCAGAGAUCCUGGCACAGCGUGAACGGGACCAACGGGCAGCAAGCAUUCUCCCUUUUCCUCCCGGCCAGGAACACCAACAGGCAGCGUUUGAAGGUGAGCGUCAGCCAGCUGGAGGCGCACAUUGACCUACGAUCGGAUGCGACAGUGUGUCUGUUGUCGAUGUGUGCAGCUCUGAUCAAGGCCGGCCCUCCUACGCGGCGAGGUCAUGGUGGUGCGCCCGUGGCAGACAAGAUUAUCUUCGCGCCACUCCCCAGCUCCCUGAAAGGUCAUCCAUUCAUCCGUGGUGCGAAGCUUGCAUCGCCCUUCAACGAUCCGCCUGACCUCCCUCCCCUCCCUCCCUCUUUCUUCCAUCACCUGCUCCAAGGGGUUCACCCUGACCACCGAGCCUCCCUGCUGCAUCAGCUCAAGACAGAGCUCGCAAGCCCGGCAACGCGCCAGGCCCAGUCCGAUCGACACGUUCGUCGCCAGCUCGCCCCUCUUGCUGAGUUCCUGGUUCAAUGUGUCGGCAUCAGCUCCCCAUCCCUCCCCGUGCUGACAGCAGUGCACACCAUGGUUGUGUCAGCCCUCAGCCAAUACGAGAGCUACUUUUUCUUCGGGGCCACCGGCAAAGAGAAGACCGAGGUGUGGGACCCGGAACUCAACGCACGGCGAUGGCGAACGGACCGGGACAUGCGGCAGAUCCACGUGCAACGGGAGCUGGUGCUGCCUGCCAUCGAGCGGCUGGAGGCGUCGUGGCAUCCACCCCUCUGCGACUGGGGACGGCUGCUGCGCGAGGCCCGUUCGGACAACCAAAUCGUCGUCCAAUACAAUGCAAAGGUGGGCAGACGGAGGGCGGCUGCACAGCGACAUCGCUGAGGAUCUCGUUUGUCGUGCAGAUGGUCGGGCCGGCGGACACCUUCCACAAGCUGCAGGCAUCUGUCCCCCAGCUGAGUGAGCUGGGGGACAAACUGAGCUGCACUUACAGUGGCAUGAGCCGCUGGUUCCCGCAGUCAGCGGACGACGGCGACGGCGACGGCGACCUCGACUGCAAACAACUCGUAUGUCCUCCCAUCGAGGCAUUGUAAGCACCUCAAAGGAAGACCAGCGGGCAGCAGGCAUCCGUGGAGACAAUCCAUCUGUGUGUAUGGUGUGUCUGACUGUGUGUGUGUGCACCUUAGCGUCGGUAGCAAGAGUGGCCAUAUGCGUCAGGUUCUCGACUUCCUGGGAGUUGCGAAUCAGACUCCGGCCCCGCCACAUCUGCUGUCGCUGGGCUGCUCGCUGAAGUGUUUUGCCUUCGCCGUCUGCAAGGUUGAGCUCUCCUUCGGUUAUGUCGGCCACUUCCCUGCGGACGGGACGGACAAAGAGAAGCGCCAAGCACUCAUGCCAGCAAUGAGAGCGGAGCGUGAUGCCGUCAGAGAGCACAUGGAGCUGAACGACAGCCUCAACAUCAUUCCGGGUGGCUUCAGGAAACAUGAGACGGUACCAACGAGUGAACGGGCAGGCCGUUAGUCCAUCUUGGUGUACUCAACGUGUGUGUGUGUGUGUGUAUGUUGGUUGGUUGAUGUCGGCAGCCAUUUUGUCUGCUGAUGGAGCCAGGGUUCAGAUACAACACUGACGAAGUACGGCUGCUCCUGGCCGAUCCCGCGAACCGCGAUUGCUUGGUUGGCAAGCCACACACUUCAGAAGCAUCCACAGCUGUCUCUCUCGUGCGCCCAUUGUGUGCAGCUUGACCGUGUCUACUCGUGGGCUGACAGGAAUUUCCCCACUGGCAACAUUCCCGAGAGCUACCGCUUCAAGAGCUGCAUGGAGAUCGGGUGGUGCAUGGGCCAUGAGAUACCCACUUUGUGACCAGCACAUGAGUGGGUGGUGCCGGCCCGGCCCACGUGUGUGUGGGGUGUAGACAGACACCUGUCUGUCCUCUGUGUGGCAACCGCACACACACACACACAAACACAUAUGUAGAUGUACACAGCCGGCCGCAAUUUGUCUGUAUGUCCAUCCAAUGAUGCAUUGUAAUGCAUGAAUUUGUUCGACUCCUCAAAUUCGACCAAAGUCACUUGUACCAC
This is a messenger RNA of Vitrella brassicaformis, 2225 nucleotides long. The record is from the annotation of a GenBank genome assembly. Lineage: Eukaryota; Vitrellaceae.